Molecule: messenger RNA, 3087 nt
Organism: Uranotaenia lowii
Lineage: Eukaryota; Metazoa; Arthropoda; Insecta; Diptera; Culicidae
Exons: 3
Coding region: 1-3087 (1028 amino acids)
Source: RefSeq, a predicted model, not a curated record
AUGGUUGACGACAAGAAGCUGAAGUCCAGGAAGCUGAAAAGGGCGAAUAUCAUUGCCGGAAUCAACCGUAUGGAACAGUUCCUGCAUCAAUACGUCGAGGACCAACACCAAGGGGAAGUGCGAUACCGCUUGGAGCGUCUCGAAAAACUGUGGGAAUCGUUCGACGAAGUGCAGACGGACUGCGAGGAGCUUGACGAGGAGGAGGAUGCGGAAACUAAAAACCUAGAGAUUCGAAGCAAAACCGAAUCUAUUUAUUUCCGGGUCAAAGCUGGUCUAGCGUCCAAGAUCCCGGAAUCGUUUGGGCCCACUGCAUCGACAUCCUAUGCUGCAAAUGAAACAUCCGCCCCCGCCCAUCUUGCGAACAUUAAACUCCCGACGAUCACGCUACCCGAAUUUGAUGGCGAUUUCAAUCCAUGGCUGACGUUUCACGACACGUUCGUGUCGAUGAUACAUUCGUCGACGGAAAUUUCAUGCGUCCAGAAAUUUCACUACCUUCGCGCUGCCCUCAAGGGUGAGGCAGCUAAUUUAAUCCAGUCGAUUACCAUCACCGCCAACAACUACUCUGUUGCGUGGGAGGCAUUGGUAACCCGUUACUCGAACACGACUUUUCUGCGAAAAAAGCACAUCCGAGCCCUGCUCAAGUAUCCCAAAAUCCCGAACAACUCGGUGGAUGCGCUUCAUCGAAUCGUCGACGAAUUCCAGAGGCACACGAAGAUUCUGGAGCAACUCGGAGAACCCGUGAUCUAUUUUAGCUCGAUCCUUAUGGAGCUUUUGGAGGAUAAGCUGGAUGACGCAUCGCUCACCGCCUGGGAGGAAUCCAUUGCCGGUGAUCCCCAUCCAACCUACAACAACAUGAUCGAAUUUUUGCAGAAGAGAACCCGAAUCAUGGAGACGAUCAUGAUCAAUCGGCCAACGUCUAGCCAAACGAAACCCGUCGCUCAAAAUUUUCCUCAGCGCGAACCAGGAUCGCGCUUGAGUUCGAAUGCCGUUUCCGAAAGUUACCCGAAAAGCUACCCGAUGUGCCCAGCUUGUGAGAAAGAAAGGCACAGCAUUUACAACUGCCCGGUUUUCAACAGCUUGGACCCGAAAGGCCGGACUAAAAUAGUGACCGAAAAGAAACUGUGUGCCAACUGCUUCCGAAGUUCUCAACCGAACGUCAUCAGCGAGAGACUGUGUCAGCAACUGCGUUUGUCCCGUAAGGUGGUUAACAUCGACGUGCGAGGUGUAGAUGGUACCUCAACAAGUGCAAAAUUUGAAAUUCAAGCCGAAAUAAGAUCUCGGGUGAGCGAUUUCUCCGAGAUGUUAGAUUUUCUCGUCUUCCGGAAAGUAACCAGUGACGCCCCCGCAAUUCCCUUCUCGGUUGCCCAAUGGAAAAUCCCCAAAAAUCUCGCUCUCGCCGAUCCAGAUUUUGGCACACCGCGCAAAAUAGACAUGAUUAUCGGUGCUGCUAAUUUCUAUGCCUAUCUGAAGCCAGGUCGCUUCCAGCUUGUAGCAGAUGGCCCAUUGCUGGCCGAAACAGUGUUCGUUGUUCCCGUAGAAGAACUACUUUCCCGGUUUUGGAAGAUAGAGGAUGUUGGUGGAUCCGACUAUUCUAUCGAUGAGCAGAACUGCGAGAACUACUACCGAUAUACAACCGAUCGUGACUCUUCUGGGCGCUACAUUGUGCGCGUCCCGAAACACCCCGAAUUCGAGCAGAUGGUGGGAGAAUCGAAAGGUGCUGCUCUCCGUCGGUUUACCUGGCUCGAGCGACGGCUGGAGAAGGACGCCGAUCUCAAGAGUCAGUAUCACGACUUCAUGAGAGAAUACAUCGAUCUUGGCCAUAUGGAUCUGGUUCCCCUCGAAUCGGAAAAUGUAAAAUCCUGCUAUCUCCCUCACCACCCCGUCGUGAAGGAGUCCAGUUCGACGACAAAAGUUCGAGUCGUGUUCGACGGCUUAGCCAAAACCAGCACCGGCCACUCGCUGAACGACUCUCUUCUUGUUGGCCCAGUCGUGCAAGACGAGCUGCUGACGAUCAUCAUCCGAUUCCGAAAAUACCCGAUAGCGUUGGUGGCGGACAUAGCCAAAAUGUAUCGCCAAAUUGUGGUGCACCCAUCGGACCGAUGCUUUCAGCGCAUUCUGUGGCGCUUCAAUCCCGACGAACCCGUCCGAUCGUACAAGUUCCGCACCGUCACCUACGGUCUCGACCCAUCUUCGUUUUUGGCAACAAGAACUUUGUUGCAGUUGGUGGAAGAUGAAGGCCGUCACUUCCCGAACGCCUCCGCUGCUGUGCGAAAAAGUGUGUAUGUGGAUGAUUUGAUUGCGGGCGCCAGCAGCGUCGAGGCCGCCGUCGCUCUCCGCACUGAGCUCGAUCAAUUGAUGCUUCGUGGUGGAUUUUGUUUCCGUAAGUGGUGUUCAAACUCUCUGAAAGUUCUCGCCGAUGUUCCAUCAGAGCUACUGGGCACACAAUCAUCGCUGAAGCUCGAUCCUGAAGACACGAUCAAAACUCUCGGCAUAUGCUGGGAGCCCGAAGCCGAUAUUUUCCGACUCGACGUCAACGUUUCCCCGAGUGAUCAACCCCCGACAAAGAGAAACAUUGGUAGCGGACAACAAACUAUUCGUUCCCACUUGGCGUUUCGAUCCCGUAUCAACUUGGCGAAAACAGUCCCUACCCGUUGUGCUUCCCCCGAAGAAAUCGAACAAAAAACGACGACCAUUCUGAGUGCUGUGGUUGCGCCGCACAACAUGUUCGAUAAGUUUUCGUCGUAUCAAGAGCUGCUGCGCAAGGUUGCCUACUGUUUGCGCUGUUUCAACAAUGCCCAUCCCCGAAAGCAGCCCGUUCCCGAUUCAGUCCCCGCCGUGUGUGAGCUCCAACGAGCAAAGCUUUCUCCAACAAAGCUCGUUCAAGCUGCCGCUUUUCCCGAAGAACUUCAAGCAUUGAGAAAGGGGCAGCCAGUCCAAGCAAAAUCUCAACUUCGUUUGCUUUCACCCUUUCUCGAUUCCGAAGGCCUGAUUCGCGUUGGUGGCCGGCUGAGGCUUUCCGAUGCACCGUACGAUGUCAAGCAGUCAAUGAUCUGCAACCGCUUCGCCCGCGCACUUUUUGGUGCGUAA